AGUUACGUGGCUUUUACUCCUACGGCCACCUUCCUCUUCCCCUUCAAUUGAAGAGCCAACUUUCCACCGCUGGUUUUCUUCUCCGUUCGGUCUUACAUGCCCUGAAUUUUCCUUCAUUUGAAAUAAUUUUUUCAAAUUCCUAAAUUUCAGUUCAUUAGUCAUGUGUUUAGGAGUUCAUCAAAUUCUUAAAUUUCAGAGGUCCUGUUUCUUGAUUUUUGCAGGAUAUGUUAUUGGUGUACGACAAAGGAACAAAGGGCAGCAAUUGCUGAACAGGGGGUUGCGAUAGCCCAAUUACAGAGCAAGAAGGAUCAGGCGGCACCGGAGAAGAAUAAGAGUGUUGCCGAACCACGGAGAGAAGAGGCUCAAAUGGUCGAAAGCAAUGGGUCCGGAGCUGGUUCGUCUACCGAGUAUGGACUUCCUUUAAAAGUAGUUUCCUACAGCAAAUUGUAUGGGUGGACAAUGGACGAAAUAGUGAAAUUGAUAGGCUUGAAGAGCAGCUGCACAUUUUGUGGUGUUUUCCGUCGGCAGGCCCUUGAUCGAGGUGCUGCAUUGCUAAAGGUAGACAAGCUCAUUACCGGACAUAAUGCAGAUGAUAUUGCUGAAACAGUCCUUUUAAAUAUUUUACGAGGUGAUAUUGCAAGGUUGAGUAGAUGCACAUCGAUAAUUACCGGAGAAGAUGGGCCAAUACCCAGAUGCAAGCCCUUCAAAUACACAUAUGAGAAGGAAAUUGUCAUGUAUGCAUACUUUAAAAAGCUGGACUACUUCUCUACAGAAUGCAUUUAUUCCCCUAAUGCUUACCGUGGCUUUGCUCGUGAGUUCAUUCAAGAUUUAGAAAGAAUGAGACCAAGAGCCAUUCUCGACAUUAUCAAAUCAGGUGAAGACUUUCGGAUCUCCACCUCUACAAAAAUGCCAAAACAAGGAACUUGUGAAAGAUGUGGUUAUAUAUCCAGCCAGAAAUGGUGCAAAGCAUGUGUCUUGCUUGAGGGCCUCAAUCGUGGUUUACCAAAAUUAGGGAUCGGGCGAAGUCGAGGGGGAUCAAUAGCGAACGUAACCCGAAUAUGGAACAAGCGAAUGGAACACAGAGUUUACAAAGCAAGCAGUGUGGAAGUUUGGACUUCUGAAUUCUCAUGUAGCUGCAUAAAUCAUUGUAUGCAGCUAAAUGAAGGGCUUCUCAGUGAUGAUCGUUGCAAUCGUUGGUUUGGAACAGCUAAAAGAAGGGCUUUAAUUAGGAGUUCCACAUUAAUAAAUCAUCUAUGUAGCUUAUUGUAUUUAUAGAGGUUGAAAAGAGCCUCCUAAAUUCAUCCGCAAUUUUUCAAAAAAUUUCAUACCGUCAGUUUUUCAAAAAAAUAUUCCUGCUGUCCACUGA
Lycium barbarum (goji berry) is the source of this 1366-nucleotide messenger RNA. RefSeq names its product cytoplasmic tRNA 2-thiolation protein 1-like. NCBI's taxonomy places the organism in Eukaryota, Viridiplantae, Streptophyta, Magnoliopsida, Solanales, Solanaceae. The record is from RefSeq and is a predicted model, not a curated record. Gene Ontology annotation, cellular component: cytosolic tRNA wobble base thiouridylase complex; mitochondrion. Gene Ontology annotation, molecular function: tRNA binding. The transcript has 9 exons. The coding region runs from base 367 to 1275 and encodes 302 amino acids. Gene Ontology annotation, biological process: tRNA wobble position uridine thiolation.